GCCCCAACUUUCCUCCCUUUGCAUGCUCGCCCUCGCCCGGAUUUGCCACUCGGAUGUUGUCGCCUCCGGAGCGGAGCUCGGAGCCGCGGUGAGCCUGCCUUUUCCUCCAGUGCUAUGACAGGCAAACUACUGGAGAAGCUGCCGGGGACCAUGAACACUUUGCUGAACCAAUUGCCUGACAAUCUGUACCCGGAGGAGAUCCCCAACUCUUUGAACAUCUUCUCCGGCAGCAGCGACUCGGUGGCUCACUACAACCAGAUGGCUGCAGAUAAUGUUAUGGACAUUGGCUUAGCGAACGAAAAAGCCAGCCAGGAAUUGUCCUAUUCGGGGACUUUUCAGCCCGCCCCGGGCAACAAGACUGUGACCUACCUGGGGAAAUUCGCCUUCGACUCGCCCUCCAACUGGUGCCAGGACAACAUCAUCAGCCUGAUGAGCGCCGGCAUCCUGGGGGUGCCGCCGUCCUCGGGCGCGCUCACCAGCACGCAGAGCUCGGCGGGCAGCAUGGGGCCGCCGCAGGGCGACGUGGACCAGAUGUACCCCGCGCUGCCGCCCUACUCCUCCUGCAGUGACCUCUACCCGGAGCCCGUCUCCUUCCACGACCCCCAGAGCAACCCCGGCCUCACCUACUCCCCCCAGGAUUACCAGGCGGCCAAGCCCGCCUUGGACAGCAACCUCUUCCCCAUGAUCCCAGACUAUAACCUCUACCACCACCCCAACGACAUGGGCACCAUCACGGAGCACAAACCCUUCCAGAGCUUGGACCCCAUCCGCGUCAACCCGCCCCCCAUCACCCCGCUGGAGACCAUCAAGGCCUUCAAGGACAAGCAGAUCCACCCGGGCUUCGGGGGGCUGCCGCAGCCGCCGCUCACCCUCAAACCCAUCCGGCCCCGCAAGUACCCCAACCGGCCCAGCAAGACGCCGCUCCACGAGCGGCCCCACGCCUGCCCCGCCGAGGGCUGCGACCGCCGCUUCUCCCGCUCCGACGAGCUCACCCGCCACCUCCGCAUCCACACGGGCCACAAGCCCUUCCAGUGCCGCAUCUGCAUGCGGAGCUUCAGCCGCAGCGACCACCUCACCACCCACAUCCGCACCCACACCGGCGAGAAGCCCUUCGCCUGCGAGUUCUGCGGCCGCAAGUUCGCCCGCUCCGACGAGCGCAAGCGGCACGCCAAGAUCCACCUCAAGCAGAAGGAGAAGAAGGCCGAGAAGGGCUCGGCCGGGCCGCCCCCCGCCGCGCCCCCCGCCGCCGCCGCCGCCACCACCUCGCCCCCCGUCGCCCUCGCCCCCGCCGUCACCACGUGCGCCUGAGGCACGGCGCGGUGACACCCUUUGCACUGGUGCCGGAUGGAUCAGGGCUUCGCCGGCAUCCCGGUUGCCCCCGUGCCCCCGUCCCCGCCAUCGGGAUGCUUGCCCGGACCCCCGUGGGCCGGAUCCGACGGAUCCUGCACCCAGGCUGCCCGGGGUCCUGCUCCGGAUCCAACCCCACCACCCGGCUCCGAGCCUCUCGGGAGCACGGUGGCCGCGCUCCCGGCGCCCGCACCCGCUCAGCCCCGAGCCCCGCAGCCGGGCUGCCCUCGGGGGUCGGCACCGCACGGAUCCCACCCGCUGGGAGCCAGCCCAGCAGGGCCCGGCGAGCGGCGCCACGGCACCCUUGGGUGCCCGGGCAGCCAGCCCCGGCGGGGUCCUGCCCCACGCGUGCUUUUCCCACCCGAGCCCCCGGCUCGGCGGCGGAGGUAAGCGGGCUGCAGCGGCGGGGGGCGAGCUCCCGGGCGCUGGGCGGCUGCUGCUGGGCUGGCGAGAAGGUGCUGGGGGCGGCACGGAGCUGUCCCGGCAGCAGCUUGUUCCUUUUCUGUUCUUUUCCUUUUUUUUUUUUUUUUUUUUCUCUCCAGCAGAAGGGAAAUUCUUUACAGAAAUGCAGAAAAAAAAAAAAAAAAAAACACAAAAAAAACAAAACAAACCAGUAUUUUGCUGAAUACUUUUUAUAAUGUGAGAUAUUUUUAUUUUAUUUUAUUUGGUCACUUUAAAACAAACCAACUACGGAGGAGAAGAAUCAAUUAGUCCUCUAUUUUAUUUUUUUUUCCUUUCUCCUUCUGGUAUGUGCAUGUCAUUGCAUGACUGCUCUGAUUUUUUUCUUCUUUUGUUUUAAUAAAACUGUGCUCAGACAUUUAAGCUAAACUAAGCAAAAAUAAUAAUGACUUAAAAAAAUCUUUGUUGCCAAAAGGUCGUGCUAUCCAGGUUUGAUGUCUGCAUGUGAAAAAAAAAAAAAAUUAAAAACCUACAAAAAAUAAAGAGAAGAGAAAGAAUGCAGUCUAAUUUAUGUGAACUGAAAGGAACAAAAAACACAAUCAGGUUUAACCACACAAACCUAAGGGAAUGAUAUUUUUUGAAAGACUUUUGUAUAAAGUUGAGUACUUAGAGAAAAAAAAAAUCAUACCAGAUGUAAUAUAUUUUGUGGAUGUUUUUAUUUCUUGGAUUUAUAGUACCUUAUACUAAGGUUAAAAAAAAUUAUGCUUGAUAUUGUGAAAAGGUGAUAAUUUUCACACACAUUUCAUUUGCUCAUUUGUCAUGUUGUAAUGCAAAUAUGAUAGUUAAUGCAUACAGCAUUUUUAAGGGAAAAAUCAGAAAUAUUGAACUGAUGUAUUGUUGUACCAUUUGCACUGUGAGCAAAUGCUAAUGCAGUAAAUAUAUUGUGUUUGCUGACAAUCAAA
This is a messenger RNA of Cygnus olor (mute swan), 2708 nucleotides long. It is a transcript of the gene EGR3, whose product is annotated as early growth response 3. Gene Ontology annotation, molecular function: RNA polymerase II cis-regulatory region sequence-specific DNA binding; DNA-binding transcription factor activity, RNA polymerase II-specific. The record is from RefSeq and is a predicted model, not a curated record. The transcript is spliced from 2 exons. The coding region runs from base 115 to 1308 and encodes 397 amino acids. Lineage: Eukaryota; Metazoa; Chordata; Aves; Anseriformes; Anatidae. Gene Ontology annotation, biological process: regulation of transcription by RNA polymerase II.